Molecule: messenger RNA, 411 nt
Organism: Penicillium odoratum
Lineage: Eukaryota; Fungi; Ascomycota; Eurotiomycetes; Eurotiales; Aspergillaceae
Exons: 1
Coding region: 1-411 (136 amino acids)
Biological process (GO): mitochondrial respiratory chain complex IV assembly
Cellular component (GO): mitochondrial matrix
Source: RefSeq, a predicted model, not a curated record
AUGCCACCACAUCUCCACCCUCGUUCCCGGUCAACAAUGGGCCUCUUCACCGGCACCCUCUUCGCGUCUCUCCUGGUUGUCGGCUUGCCACACGUCUUCCCAUGCCCCUCCCCACGCCGAACCUUUGCCGACUCCGAAAUGACCAUCACAGCCGAUGGGCAACAAGUCCCGCGAAUGCGACGUCGGAGACGGAGAGAUAUGGAGCUGGACUCCGAGGUUCCGCGUCCGACUUCUUCCGGUGCCGAUGAAGAAGUAGCUACGUUCUUCCAGAUGGAGGAGGAGGCGGAGAACUUGUCACACAUUGGCCAUGAGUGCCCGGUACCAAAACCAAAGGGUGUACUAGGGGAAUUGUUGGGGUUUCGUAAUGCGCGUGGGAGUGAACAGCACCAGGUUUCGGCUGAUGGGCAAUAA